Molecule: messenger RNA, 1861 nt
Organism: Melozone crissalis (California towhee)
Lineage: Eukaryota; Metazoa; Chordata; Aves; Passeriformes; Passerellidae
Gene: RCC2
Product: regulator of chromosome condensation 2
Exons: 9
Source: RefSeq, a predicted model, not a curated record
UCCCAAAAUCCCGGUUUUUCCCCCAAAAUUCCCGUUUUCCCCGCAGAGAGCGGCUCCGUGUUCGCCUUCGGGGAGAACAAGCUGGGCCAGCUGGGGCUGGGGAACCAGACGGACGCCGUGCCCAGCCCCACCCAGAUCCUGUACAAUGGGCAGCCGAUCUCCAAGCUGGGCUGCGGGGCCGAGUUCAGCAUGGUCAUGGACUGCAAGGGGAACCUGUAUUCCUUCGGGUGCCCCGAGUACGGCCAGCUGGGGCACAAUUCCGACGGGAAGUUCAUCGCGCGGGCGCAGCGCAUCGAGUACGACUGCGAGCUGCUGCCGCGGCGCGUGGCGCUCUUCGUGGAGCGCACCAAGGACGGGCAGGUGCUGCCCGUGCCCAACGUCGUGGUCAGGGACGUGGCCUGCGGGGCCAACCACACGCUGGUGCUGGACUCCCAGAAGCGCGUGUUCUCCUGGGGCUUUGGUGGCUACGGGCGCCUGGGCCACGCGGAGCAGAAGGACGAGAUGGUUCCCAGGCUGGUGAAGCUCUUCGACUUCCCGGGGCGCGGCGCCGCCCAGAUCUACGCGGGAUACACCUGCUCCUUCGCCGUCAGCGAGACCGGUGGGCUGUUCUUCUGGGGUGCCACCAACACCUCCCGGGAGUCCACCAUGUACCCCAAGGCCGUGCAGGACCUGUGCGGGUGGAAGAUCCGCAGCCUGGCCUGCGGGAAGAGCUCCGUCAUCGUGGCGGCCGACGAGAGCACCAUCAGCUGGGGGCCCUCACCGACCUUUGGGGAGCUGGGAUAUGGGGACCACAAACCCAAAUCGUCCACGGCGGCGCAGGAGGUGAAAACCCUGGACGGGAUCUACACCGAGCAGGUGGCCAUGGGCUAUUCCCACUCCCUGGUGAUCGCCCGGGACGAGUCGGAGGCGGAGCAGGAGAAGCUGCGGAAGCUCCCGGAGUACAACCCCCGCACCCUCUGAGGGGCCCCGAUCCCGAUCCCGAUCCCGCUUCUCCAUCCCGGCCGCCGUGCUCCCUCCCCGCUCCCGCACUCCCAGCCCUCGGCGGGGUCGCUCCCACCCCCAUUCCCGGCUUUUGGAAUUCCCCACCGGGCCUCCCGGCACGUCCCACCCCGGGUUUUGUAGGUCUGGCCUUGAAUUGUUUUUUAUUUUAUUUGUAUUUUUCCGCAGCUUUUUUUUACUGUUUCCCGUUUUUCCAGCCCCGAAUCUCCGCGGGCUGCCGGCUCGGGAUCACUUUGGGGAUCUGAUCCCGGCUUGGGAUCCCUUUAGGGAUCUGGGAUCCCUAAAGAGCAGCUGCCAACACCUGGUUUUUCCCCUAUAUUCCCAUUUUUUUCACCCCAAUAUUCCCAUUUUUCCCCCCAAUAUUCCCAUUUUUUGCUGGUUUUCCCUACUCUGGGUGCUACAGUUUUUGGGAUUUCCCCCCUCCCAGCCCUCCAGCAUCCGCAGGGAUCCCGGAUCCCAUCCCAGCAGCAUUCCCGGGCUCCCCACCCUCGCCCACCCCGGGGACAUCUCAGGGAUCACGAGGGGAGUCCCAAAGGAAUUUUUUUCCGGGAAUUCGGGGGUUUUUUUCCUUCUGGCGGAUGGUUUGGCCCGGGAUCAGCCGGAAUUCCCACAUUCCCAGUUCCCUCCGUGCCAGGUCACUGUGCUGGAAUCUCGAGGUGCCUUCAGGAGCAGAGCCCGGCUCUGCCCCGCGCGCAUUCCCGCUCCCUUCGGGCCGUUUUUAGGGAUUCUCCUGGAUUUUUCCAUGGAUUUUUGCUCCUUCCCAUCUCCCCCGGGGCGGCGCUCGGGGAGUUUGCAGUAAAAAAAAAUGGGUUUGGUCAAUUUUUGGGAUCGGGGGUCGUUUUCCAGGGGCUUUGGAGAGGGG